AUGGAAUCUUUAGAAAGUAGCAGCCCUAUACAAAGUCCCUUUGAUUAUGCUGAAGAAGAACCACUAGCUGAGGUAUCCUUGCGCAGGCAAUCUGAAUCUUGGCGGUUAAUAAUAAGGCAUGCGGAAUCUGAGCACAACGUUCGUGGAAUAAGGGCUGGGAGCAUUGACAGUGAAUUGACCAUACACGGAUAUAAUCAAGCAAAGAAGCUUGCUAAGUCUCUAAAGGGAAAGAAUGUUCGCUGCAUUUAUUCUUCUCCUCAGAAGCGUGCUCAGAGAACAGCUCAGGAGAUUGCCAAAGUAAUGAAUUGUCCCAUCUACACUUCCAGUCUACUCCGUGAGAAAGAUUUAGGAUCAUUGGAAGGAACAUCUUUUAGAUUCACUUCUAAUUAUAGACCGAAUGAACCGCCCAUGAAGAUUCAUGGUUUAGAAAAUCGAGACUCACUACUACACAGAGCACGGGAAUUUGCCGAAAGUUUAUUAGUAGAAGCAGAAGAAACGGGACUUGAUACUUCAGAUAUAGUCGUUAUCGUUUCACAUGGUAUUUUUCUGCCUUUUCUUUUGCGAGCUGUCUUGGCAGCUGUUAGAACCCCUCUUCCUUCUAAGAUUAUUCCCUGGAGUAAUGCUUCCUAUGCCUCGAUUGGUAUCGAUUUAGAUGGUAAUACGACUGUAGAAAUGAAUUUGAAUUCCCAUCUUCGAGGAGUUCGAAGAAUACGAAACUUAGGCAGUACAACUUACGACUCAAAGCAAAAACCUAUUACGGAAUUCUGCAAAAAAAUAAAUUAA
Schizosaccharomyces cryophilus OY26 is the source of this 783-nucleotide messenger RNA. Its product is annotated as phosphoglycerate mutase family protein. Gene Ontology annotation, cellular component: cytosol. The transcript is spliced from 2 exons. Bases 1 to 783 code for a protein of 260 amino acids. Lineage: Eukaryota; Fungi; Ascomycota; Schizosaccharomycetes; Schizosaccharomycetales; Schizosaccharomycetaceae. Gene Ontology annotation, molecular function: fructose-2,6-bisphosphate 2-phosphatase activity. Gene Ontology annotation, biological process: fructose 2,6-bisphosphate metabolic process; regulation of pentose-phosphate shunt; fructose 1,6-bisphosphate metabolic process. The record is from RefSeq and is a predicted model, not a curated record.